AGUUCAGCUGGAGGCGCUGCAGUCGCGUGCGGGAGAACCCCAGGGAAGGGGUCUUCGCGUUGCAAUGCACGCGUUUUGUCGGUGCACGUGUGAAUGCAAACCUAAGCGGCCGUCGAGGCGCUAUUAAUAUAGAUAUUGCAAGGUCAUACCGUGAGUCUCCUGAUGCAGCGUACAGUGGCUGUCCUUGGUGGUGGGGUGAGCGGCCUCGCUGCCUGCUACUAUCUGGCCAGAAGCCCCCAAGCACCCAAGGUCAUUCUCCUAGAAGGUAGCAGCCGUCUCGGAGGCUGGAUCCAUUCCACCCGCACAGAGGAUGGGGCCGUUUUCGAGCACGGACCCAGAGGGAUCCGUCCUGCUGGAGCAGUGGGGAGAAACACCCUACUAAUGGUCUCUGAACUUGGCCUUGAUGCAGAUGUCCUUCCAGUCUGUGGUGACCACCCUGCCUCCAAGAACCGGUACCUCUAUGUUGGUGGAUCCCUGCACAAACUCCCUUCUGGCAUUGGUGGCAUCGUCCGGAGGGUCCCGCCUUUUACUCGUCCCUUGGUUUGGAGCGGGCUCAAAGACCUGACGGCCCCCCGAGGCUCCGAGGCAGACGAGAGCAUCCACGUCUUUGUGAAGCGCCGCUUUGGCCAAGAGCUGGCCGACAUCAUCAUCGACUGCCUUUGCCGGGGGGUGUUUGCUGGAGACUGCCGGGCACUGAGCAUGCGCUCCUGCUUCCCAGCAUUAUUCCAAGCGGAGAAGACACACCGGUCAGUCAUCUUAGGCAUGAUCCUUGGCGGAGGAAAAAGCAUCCCUGCCGACUCUCCGCUGAUCCGCAGGGCCCAGAAGGAGCGCUGGAGCCAAUGGUCACUGCGCAAUGGGAUGGAGGCCCUGCCUGAGGCUUUGGCAGACUUCUUGAAGCACCGUGCGGUGGAGAUCCACCGGGAUGCCUCUGUGAAGCGGCUAGACAGAACUGCAACUGGCCGCUGGCAGAUCUCCCUGGAAGAUGGCGUGGUGGAAGCCGAUCAUGUGAUCAGCGCAUUGCCUGCCAAAGCUCUCGCCAAGUCGCUUCCAAACUGGGCCGAGCCGCUGAGCCGAGAGCUGAGUGCCUUUUCGACAGUGUCGGUGGGGGUCGUGAACUUGCAGUACAAAGGUGUGAAGCUUCCUGUCAUGGGCUUUGGACAUCUGGUGCCUUCCUUCGAAGACAGUAGCCUCCUGGGCGUCGUUUAUGAUUCCGUUGCCUUCCCUGAACAGGAUGGAUCCAGAGGACCUGCUGUUCGCCUUACGGUGAUGCUGGGCGGGGCCUGGUUCACACCAAGUCUGGGUGACCCAGACACCAUCUCUGAUGCUACCCUGGUGAACAGAGCACGAGCGGCCGUGAAGGAACAGCUGGGGGUGUCUUCCGAACCCUCUCGCACCAUCGUCAAGGUGCACAAGGCCUGCAUUCCACAGUAUACUCUUGGUCACUGGAAAAACUUAGAGACCAUCGCUAAUUACCUCAAGGAGCGGCAGCUUCCCCUCAGCCUAGUCGGGGCUUCCUACGAGGGGGUCUCCGUCAACGACUGCAUCUUCAAUUCCCGCAAGGCCGUGUCCAGCCUUCUUGGCGAGUCCUCCUGAGGGGCUGGGGGGGGGGGGGCGUUCUUCCCUCCGCUUUGGGGCUCCAGUGCCAAAUUGCUCCCCUCCUUCGGUUUGCCAGAGGGUCAGCUUCCGUGAGGCAAACAUCCCGGCGCAAGGAAAUUGAGGAUUUCUGUCAGCAGGCUGGGAAGGCCAAUAUUUUGAAAUAACCACUAGAAGUGACCAUUUGGAGUCCGAAAGCUGCUUCUCGCUCCCCCUUGGAACAAAAGUGUACUUAAAGAGAAAGUUGAAUGUCAUCUUGCCCCAUCUCCAAACCCCAUAACGGACCUUGCCUUGCUAUGGUGCAUCUGCGACCCUUAAUUAAAAUACUACCACUUCUUGUGCUCUUAACUGGAACAAGGUCUAGAUCUGGCCAGAAAUUUGAGUGGGUCACGCGAUCAUGUAAAAAACAUAUCCUGAAUUGUGAGGCGCCGCUUAUAUGUAAAAGCCGUUGCGCCACAUCUGACCAAUGCUCUUUGUAGGCCAGCUUUUUGUUUCACACAGAGUCUCUGGGGCCUUGGAAGGCUCAUAGGCCAGGCAUGGAGACCAAAGCUUCUCCAAACACUAGCAUUCUGAUAUCCUGCCUUUGAACAUGGAGGUUCAAUUCAACUGUCAUGGCUGAUGGCUGAUGGCAGACCCAUCCUCUGUCAACUGGUCUAAUCCCGUUUAAAACGGAGUAAAUGAGUGUGUCCAUUGCUACAUUCUGUGGCAGUAAAUUCCAUGUAUUUGUUACUCUGAAUAAAUACUUUGGUCCUA
This is a messenger RNA of Sphaerodactylus townsendi, 2346 nucleotides long. It is a transcript of the gene PPOX, whose product is annotated as protoporphyrinogen oxidase. NCBI's taxonomy places the organism in Eukaryota, Metazoa, Chordata, Lepidosauria, Squamata, Sphaerodactylidae. Bases 163 to 1593 code for a protein of 476 amino acids. Gene Ontology annotation, molecular function: protoporphyrinogen oxidase activity, oxygen as acceptor. The transcript is spliced from 13 exons. The record is from RefSeq and is a predicted model, not a curated record. Gene Ontology annotation, biological process: heme biosynthetic process. Gene Ontology annotation, cellular component: mitochondrial inner membrane.